GAAGAGGACGAUUGGCACAACGGAGAGCAGAGGCCGUUGAUAAGGAAAGGGGGGUUGUUGGGUCCAAGUAGAGGCGGCUGGCUGCGGACGGCGGCGGGCGGAGACUCCGAGGAUUUUCUGCCGGCGGUGCUCCCGAGGUUCUAGCCAUGAAGGCGACGGUCAAGGGCCGGUACGAGGGCGACAAGGCGACGGCGGCCGCCACGAUGGCCGUCUCCGCCGCCGGGGACCUCCGCCUCCGGGCCUCCGCCACCGACGCCGCCUUCGCCUCCGGCCCUUCCCUCAACGGCCUCACCCUCACCCUCGAGAAGCCCGGCGCCUUCCUCGUCGACAUCAAGCCUCACAACCGAGACGUGCGUUUCCAGUUCAUGAACUCGGCGCUGGUGCUCGACAAGAAGGUCAGCCUCACAUACACCCACUCCACCUCCCUCGCCGCCACGCCCGCCGCUCCCCCCGCCGCCGGCGCUCCCGCGGCCCCCGCCAAGAGUGCCCCCAGCCGCACGGCGCUCGACUGCGCCGUGGCCUUCGACGCGGCCAACAAGGUAAGCGUCUCCCACACGCUCGGUGGGGCCGGGUGCCGCGUCAAGUACGCCUACGCGCACGGCGCCGGGCGCCUCACCACCAUGGAGCCCUGCUUCGACACCGCCAGCAACGCCUGGGAGUUCGCCGUCACCAGGAAGUUCGACGGUGGGGACGCCCUCAGGGGCACCUACCACGCCUCCACCAAGCAGCUCGGGCUCGAGUGGACCAGGAGCUCCCAGAUUGGUGGUUCCUUCAAGGUUGCAACAACGUUUGAUUUGUCUGAUCAAAGCAAAACGCCAAAGCUAAUAGCCGAGAGCACGUGGAAUUACGAGAUCUGAUGGCCUCUGCCUCCAAGCAGGCAGCUCCUGCUUAGAGAGCACCCUUGUCAUACCUUUUACUGUAUCUCAUAUACUGUCGAAUUAUUCUUUUAGGGUGCAUUGUUAUUCGAAGUCUGCUACCUGUGAUUGGCAUCAGCGAUGCUAUGGCAUUAAAAUGAGUUUGAACAUAAUGGAUUGCCCCCAGCAGCUAUUGCUGUAAUUGGCGUCUUUCAUUAUCUUGUUGGGAAA
Molecule: messenger RNA, 1085 nt
Organism: Brachypodium distachyon (stiff brome)
Lineage: Eukaryota; Viridiplantae; Streptophyta; Magnoliopsida; Poales; Poaceae
Product: outer envelope pore protein 24, chloroplastic
Exons: 3
Coding region: 147-857 (236 amino acids)
Biological process (GO): regulation of monoatomic ion transmembrane transport
Molecular function (GO): voltage-gated monoatomic cation channel activity
Source: RefSeq, a predicted model, not a curated record